CGGCUAGGAUCAGAACAGGCGGCGGCGGCGUGUGUGUGUUCCUCUUUCCCAUCGUUCAUCUCCUAUCCUGGGCUGAGUCCUGCUUGUAUCCAAACCAUUGUAACCGAGAGAUUAUCAAGAGAGUACCUAACACCUGGUAUCAGACGCCAAACCACCUCCCUUCCUCGCGAUGGAGACACGCAAGCAGAUCGCGGAUCGCCAGCGGUUGUUCGCCACCAUGGAUCCGGCGCUCAAAGCUUAUCUCGACAAGUUGACGGAGACGCUGACACAAGCCAGCGCGGACACGCGCACCGACAUCCAAGGCCUCAAGGGGCAGAUCAACGCCCAAUCGGAGCAGGUGGAGGCGCUCGCGGCAUGGCAGCCGGACCUCGAGGCCCGGUUCGCCAAGCUGCAGGAGUCGGUCUCCGCCCUGCAGAGCACACAGUCUUCUCGGGCUGCUGCUGCUGCUGCUGCUGCAGGUGGCUCGUCGCGAACUGCCGGUCCUCGUGGUCUAGCCUCGCUCGACGAGAUCCAUGGGCCCGAUGGCCACGACGCGCAUCAUCAUCCACGGAGCCUGUCGUCGGGGGGAGAGCACCCGCCGACGGCAACUCCGGCCAAUGGGGCUAGACCGGGAGGAAUGGGGAUGGAUUGGGGAAGCGGAACGAAGGGGCUGCAUAGAGGAGACGGGAUGGAUCGGGCUAUCGUGAGGGCCCUUGUGAUGCAACGACGACAGUGAGGAACAAGGCAGGCGGUGGCAACCCUUGGCGCUUCGAGCAGGAACCAAUUGAUAUCUUUUUAUAUGAUCGAUGGAUGGCUUGUCAGUUACAGAAGAGACCAGGAAAAAGAAAAGGGCUACAUAAGACGAACAGGAAAAAGAAAAGGGCUGCCAUUCGGUGGAGAAGAUGAAUAUGAUCUAAAUUAAUCGAUGGGCAGUUAAUUGGCCAGGAUUUCUACGACCCAUGCAUGCCGGAGGCGACUGGAAAAGGGAUAGCUUGAUUUUUUUUAGCAUUAUAAAAACGGGAUGAUGUGGUGCAUGCACCUUGAACAAAAAAUAUUAGGUGGGCUAAUGUGGCUGCAUGGCUUAGGUGGAUAGUCUGCAUGUGGAGAUAAAUUAGAUAGUGGGGAUGAAUCUCUUAGGUAUAUAGGAUGCGUGUUCAGAAGAGAAAUUUGGUCCAAUGUGUGCAGGGCCCUCGGAAGACCAGACCGGACCCCAUAGGGGAUGGAUAUACUCUUUGAGUGGUGCACCAACAAGCAAGGCAAUGGGCACUGCAAAAAGGACAUAUGUGGAAUUGUGGUUCUUAUCGUGUGGUCCAUUUGGAAGCAG
Messenger RNA from Triticum dicoccoides, 1303 nucleotides. RefSeq lists its product as uncharacterized. Lineage: Eukaryota; Viridiplantae; Streptophyta; Magnoliopsida; Poales; Poaceae. The transcript is spliced from 2 exons. The coding region runs from base 170 to 715 and encodes 181 amino acids. The record is from RefSeq and is a predicted model, not a curated record.